Molecule: messenger RNA, 153 nt
Organism: Suillus discolor
Lineage: Eukaryota; Fungi; Basidiomycota; Agaricomycetes; Boletales; Suillaceae
Exons: 1
Source: RefSeq, a predicted model, not a curated record
GAGGUAAAGCCAGUAGACUUUAUCAAGUUUCAUUUACAGAUCCCACCAGGUACAACCUUUGCCAAGAAGAUACAGCAAAGACCUCUGACAAAGCCACAACAUGAAUAUCUAUUCCCAGUACUGGAUGAUAUGCGAGACAUAGAAAUAACAUAA